This is a messenger RNA of Daldinia decipiens, 2208 nucleotides long. RefSeq names its product cAMP phosphodiesterases class-II-domain-containing protein. The record is from RefSeq and is a predicted model, not a curated record. NCBI's taxonomy places the organism in Eukaryota, Fungi, Ascomycota, Sordariomycetes, Xylariales, Hypoxylaceae. The coding region runs from base 156 to 1676 and encodes 506 amino acids. Gene Ontology annotation, molecular function: 3',5'-cyclic-AMP phosphodiesterase activity; 3',5'-cyclic-GMP phosphodiesterase activity. Gene Ontology annotation, biological process: cAMP catabolic process; negative regulation of glucose mediated signaling pathway; cGMP catabolic process. The transcript has 2 exons.
UAUCCAAGAGAAGAAUUGAUUGCCAGAAGAACAUUCUUCGCCCCGGCGAGCGCAACAAACUAAACUUUACACAUCAGUGUCACUAGACGAAACGAGACGAAACGAGACAAAGGUGCUACGGAACCGUCGCAAUUGCUACCAAUUGUCGCAAGAGAAUGGCCAGACAGGACAGGAUGAGAAAUGCAAGUCAGCCUGCCUUGCAGGUCAUUGUGCUGGGCGCGAGUGGUGGACCACGGGAGGACAAUGUCACCGCUUUCCUCGUACGGUCUGUUAGAACUAACUGGAGUCGGGGAUCAUUAGUUGCUCUCGAUGGCGGCGUUCACCUCUCCGCCAUCACUCAAAUUCUCGAGGAGACGCAGCCACCAGGCCUCGGUUCUGAUAUUGCAUUACCACAUGUCUUAAGGACAGGACCCUUUGCGGGUAUGGAAAUCCAUUCUACCUCGGCGUCGGCCAACGCACUUGAUGUAUCAAAAAAUCUUGUCGACUCGUACCUAAUCACUCACCCUCAUCUGGACCAUAUCAGCGGAUUCGUUCUCAACACCGCAGCUCCUCCAGGAACAAAACCAAAACGCAUCGCCGGUCUGCCCUCCACCAUCUCUGCAUUUAAGACGCAUAUUUUCAACAAUAUCAUCUGGCCAAAUUUAUCUGAUGAGAAUAAUGGCGCCGGCCUCGUAACUUAUAUGCGUUUAAUCGAGGGAGGUAGUCCGGCUCUUGGCGAAGGGGCAGAUAGAGGCUACCUAGAAGUUAGCGAUGGUCUCGCAGUUAAAGUCUUCGGCGUCAGCCACGGACAUUGCAUGGAAAAACAUGCCCACAGGGGUUCGACGUCUUCACGCUACGGGAGUACAGAUGGAUCUCUCAUAUCGCCGAGAAAUGUUAGUAGUACCAAUGGCGCUUCGGGACCGUCAGUUAUCUUCAGGAACGGUGUCAGAACUCAAUCCAUAGGUGAAAUUGAGCGGGAAACAGAAUGCGUCUACGACUCGAGUGCAUACUUUAUCCGGGACGCGUUCAGCGGUCGCGAAGUCCUGAUGUUCGGCGAUGUGGAGCCCGAUAGCAUCUCGUUGUCUCCAAGGAACAUUGGGGUUUGGCUUGAAGCGGCUCCGAAGAUCGCAACCGGACACCUCGCAGCGAUUUUUAUCGAAUGCUCGUACGACGACAGUCGAACGGACGACAGACUCUACGGCCAUUUAACCCCGCGUUACAUCAUCCAAGAGAUGCAGACGCUCGCGGCAGAAGUCGAGAGAAUUCGCCAGGUCCCAGCUAGGCUCGAACCGACUAAGAAACGAAAGAGGGAGCUGGAAGAAUCAGGCAGGAGAGCCAACAGAGCCAUUGCCAGGGCUACUCACGGGCCCGUACCGGUAGACGACCGGUCUGUGUCGCCGAAAUCGAUGCGACCACCAAAGGGCACGAAAUCCGAGCCCAGUGAAAACAUCAUUUCUUCGCAUCUCACGAUUCCAACUGCCGAGAUGAAUUUGAAGGAUGCUAGUAUACUGCGGACUCCGAAGAUGCCCAAUGCUCUCCGAGGGCUAACGGUAGUUAUCAUCCAUACCAAGGAAACCUUCGACGGCAAAGAACCGGCAGGAGACAAGAUAUUGAAAGAGAUACUCGCACACGAGGAGGAUGCCAGGCUAGGCUGCGAAUAUAUCCUCUCGCGAAGAGGGCAGAGUCUCACUUUCUAAAUUUCCCUUUAGUUACAUGUACGGCUGGGGGGAAAGGGGGGGAGGGUGUUGGUAAAUAUAGCACUAGGUGUGUCAGCAUGCAGUGUUUGCUGGACAGGGUUAUACCAUUUUUUUGUACGUGAGAUAAGUUCGUUGAUUUGUUUCAACAUCUGGGUUAGAUGUAUGACACUGGCGUUUUAGGAAGAAGCUGUCGUCGGGACGAAGGCAGGCUUUGCGGUUUCGGCAGGCGUCAAGGACUAGAUACCUAAAUGGGGAGUUAGAAGGCAGGCAUGGUGUAAGAUGAUGCGUAUGAAUUGUAUGAAUUCAAUGAGGCGGAUGAUAUUUUCGUUAAAAGAUAUUUGUUACUUCUUUAUGAUUAUACUGCUUUAUGGUUCGAUAAAUUAGAUACCAUCAUAAGGAGGAGCCUAUACUAUUAUGUCCUGAUGGUUUACAGCUUAGGAGUCUAGUGUGAAAUUUCUCUCGUUCCGAUUCAACUUCGGGAACACUUUUGAGCCCCGAGCAAGCGUUCCGAAACAUUACAUCACCACCCAAC